Messenger RNA from Psammomys obesus (fat sand rat), 2251 nucleotides. It is a transcript of the gene Mst1, whose product is annotated as macrophage stimulating 1. The record is from RefSeq and is a predicted model, not a curated record. Gene Ontology annotation, molecular function: serine-type endopeptidase activity; receptor tyrosine kinase binding. The transcript is spliced from 18 exons. NCBI's taxonomy places the organism in Eukaryota, Metazoa, Chordata, Mammalia, Rodentia, Muridae. Gene Ontology annotation, biological process: proteolysis; regulation of receptor signaling pathway via JAK-STAT. Bases 37 to 2187 code for a protein of 716 amino acids.
UUCGGUGGGUCACGGUGCAGCCUCCAGCUCAGGAGCAUGGGGUGGCUCCCACUUUUGCUGCUCCUGACACAGUGUUCAAGGGCUCUUGGGCAGCGCUCACCACUGAACGACUUCCAGCUGCUCCGGGGCACAGAGUUAAAGAACCUGCUACAUCCAGCGGCGCCAGGGUCAUGGCAGGAGGACGUGACAGACGCUGAAGAGUGUGCUAGGCGCUGUGGGUCCCUUCUGGACUGCCGAGCCUUUCACUACAACGUGAGUAGCCAUGGUUGCCAGCUGCUGCCAUGGACUCAGCACUCGCCUCACACACAGCUGCACCACUCAGGCCUGUGUGAUCUCUUCCAGAAGAAAGACUAUGUACGGACCUGCAUUAUGAACACUGGGGUCAGCUACAGGGGCACGGUGGCCAGGACAGCUGAUGGCCUGCCCUGCCAAGCCUGGAGCCGCAGGUUCCCCAAUGACCACAAGUAUACGCCCACACUAAAGAAUGGCCUGGAAGGGAACUUCUGUCGGAACCCUGAUGGGGAUCCCGGGGGUCCCUGGUGCUACACAACCAACGGCAGCGUGCGCUUCCAGAGCUGCGGCAUCAAAUCCUGCAGGGAGGCUGUUUGUGUUUGGUGCAAUGGCGAGGAUUACCGCGGCGAGGUUGACGUUACAGAAUCGGGCCGCGAGUGUCAGCGCUGGGACCUGCAGCACCCUCACUGGCACCCUUUCCAGCCUGACAAGUUCCCGGACAAAGCUCUGAAUGACAACUACUGCCGUAACCCGGAUGGAUCUGAGCGGCCCUGGUGCUACACCACAGACCCGAACGUCGAGAGAGAGUUCUGCGGCCUUCCCAGCUGCGGACCCAACCUGCCACCGGCCGUCAAAGGAUCCAAGCCACACCAGCGCACCAAGGGCAAGGCUUUUAACUGCUUCCGUGGGAAAGGCGAAGACUACCGAGGCAGAACCAACACCACCUCUGCGGGCGUGCCCUGCCAGCGGUGGGACGCACAGAGCCCGCACCAGCACCGCUUCGUGCCAGAGAAAUACGCUUGCAAGGACCUCCGGGAGAACUUCUGCCGGAAUCCCGACGGCUCCGAAGCGCCUUGGUGCUUCACAUCCCGACCCGGUUUGCGCGUGGCCUUCUGCUACCAGAUCCCACGAUGCACAGAGGACGUGGUGCCGGAGGGGUGCUACCACGGUUCCGGCGAACAGUACCGCGGCUCGGUCAGCAAGACCCGCAAGGGCGUUCAGUGCCAGCACUGGGCCUCUGACACGCCACACAAGCCGCAGUUCACACCCGCCUCAGCACCGCAGGCGGGACUGGAGGCAAACUUCUGUCGGAACCCAGAUGGGGAUAGCCAUGGGCCCUGGUGUUACACUUCGGACCCAGCAACCCUGUUUGACUACUGCGCCCUCCAACGCUGUGAUGACGACCACCCGCCAUCUAUCCUGGACCCCCCAGACCAGGUGCAGUUUGAAAAGUGUGGCAAGAGGGUUGACAAGAAAAAUAAGCUUCGCGUGGUGGGGGGCCAUCCUGGGAACUCACCGUGGACAGUCAGCUUGCGCAACCGACAGGGCCAGCAUUUCUGUGGGGGUUCCCUGGUGAAGGAGCAGUGGGUACUGACUGCCCGGCAAUGCGUCUGGUCAUGCCAUGAGCCUCUCACAGGCUAUGAGGUGUGGUUAGGGACAAUCGACCAGAACCCACAGCCUGGAGAGGCAAAUGUGCAGAGGGUCGCAGUGGCCAAGACAGUGUGUGGGCCUGCAGGCUCCCAACUUGUUCUGCUCAAGCUGGAGAGACCUGUGACCCUGAACCAUCACGUGGCCCUCAUCUGCCUGCCUCCUGAGCAGUAUGUGGUACCUCCGGGGACGAAGUGUGAGAUUGCAGGCUGGGGUGAAUCCAAAGGUACAGGCAGCAACACAGUCCUUCAUGUGGCCUCCAUGAGGGUCAUCUCCAACCAGGAGUGCAAUGUGAGGCACCGAGGACACGUACAAGACAGUGAGAUGUGCACAGAGGGACUGCUGGUCCCCACAGGGGCGUGUGAGGGCGACUACGGCGGCCCACUUGCCUGCUACACCCACGACUGCUGGGUCCUACAGGGACUAAUAAUCCCGAACAGAGUGUGUGCACGGCCCCACUGGCCAGCCAUCUUCAAGCGUGUGUCUGUGUUUGUGGACUGGAUUAACAAGGUCAUACAGCUGGAGUAGGCCUGCUUUUGAUCCCUCAGAGAUGACAAGACUUCUCACCAAUCAUAAAGCAACCUUUUCUCUC